This is a messenger RNA of Vidua chalybeata, 986 nucleotides long. Its product is annotated as NAD(P)(+)--arginine ADP-ribosyltransferase 2-like. The transcript is spliced from 3 exons. The record is from RefSeq and is a predicted model, not a curated record. Gene Ontology annotation, molecular function: NAD+ poly-ADP-ribosyltransferase activity; NAD+-protein-arginine ADP-ribosyltransferase activity. NCBI's taxonomy places the organism in Eukaryota, Metazoa, Chordata, Aves, Passeriformes, Viduidae. The coding region runs from base 153 to 986 and encodes 277 amino acids.
AUUCCUGUGGUAAAGUCCCCCGUGAGCUGCAGGACCAGGAGAGAUCUGCUGUGAGUCCAAGCUGAUCAAGAAUUCCAGCUUUUUGAUACCUCCAGUUCUGCCAGGGAGUUCAACCCGGCUGAUUUUGUGUCCCACAGUGGACUCUCUUCUCCAUGGCCCCCCUGGCUCAUAUCCUGGCACUGCUGGCAGUGACCAUGGCCACUGCAGCCAUCAAGGUGGUGCCCCUGGACAUGGCCCAGAAGUCCUUUGAUGACCAGUACCUGAACUGCGGCCCUGCCAUGACCGCGGCGUUGCCGGCCCUCAACAGCUCUGAGUUCCAGGAGAACAAGAACUUUGCCCAGGUCUGGGUGAAGGCCACGGCCGAGUGGCAGAAGCGGGGCUCCUCUUCAUCCACUCUGUCCCCAGCCCAGGCCAUCGCCCUCAUGGCCUACACCAUGAACGACGUGUACCGGGAGUUCAACAGUGCCGUGCGCGAGGCUGGACGCUCCAGCCAGGAAUACCGGGACAACUUCCACUUCAAAACGCUGCAUUUCCUGCUGACCCAGGCCCUCCAGAAGCUGAGACGCCCUAAUGACUGUCAGAAUGUGUUCCGGGGGGUGAGAAACUACCACUUUGAGGUGGAACCUGGUGAGAAAGUCCGCUUCGGUCAAUUCGCUUCGACGUCGCAGAGCAAAGAGGUCUCCCAGCGUUAUGGGACAGACACAAUGUUUGAGGUGUACACGUGCCAUGGCGUGGACAUCCAGAAGUUCUCCUACGAUGAAAGUCAGAAGGAAGUGCUGGUCCCACCCUUCGAGACCUUCGAGGUCAUUGAUGUCAAGGCGGAAGGAAACACGUUGAAAAUUGGGCUUCGCUCCGCCGGGAACUCCAGCAACUACAACUGCGAGUGGCUGCGAGGUGGGAGCCUCCCCAGGAACUUUCCCCAUCUUGGAGGACUUCUCCUGGCUACCGUGGCCAUGGCAGUGGCCAUUGGAACCUCUGAGUCGUGA